Humulus lupulus (European hop) is the source of this 1451-nucleotide messenger RNA. RefSeq lists its product as uncharacterized. The record is from RefSeq and is a predicted model, not a curated record. The transcript is spliced from 2 exons. Gene Ontology annotation, molecular function: methyltransferase activity. NCBI's taxonomy places the organism in Eukaryota, Viridiplantae, Streptophyta, Magnoliopsida, Rosales, Cannabaceae. The coding region runs from base 1076 to 1408 and encodes 110 amino acids.
UACUGGUCUUUGGUUUGGAGGUCGAGUGAUAUCCAUCUUUUAAUGAGCUUUCUUUGAGUUAUCUGGGUUAAUUAAAUUAAUGAUUUGUACUGUUGUGCUUCUCUUACAUUGAUUGAUAUAUAAUUUUCUUGACUUUUUCCUAUGUAUUUGGUAUGGUGCUUGCUUUUUUAUUUCCUAUGUUUGUUUUGUCUUGUGCAUUUCUAGGGUCCAGUAGAUUAGUUUUAGUAGUUUUAUUUGUUUUUUUUUUUGGUGUGUUUCAUUUUCUUGUCUGAGUAAUGGCCCUUGAGCUUAUGUUGUGUUGUAUUCUACUUUGUUUUAAUGAAUUAAGUGUGUGGCCUCUGUCUAGGAAAAUACCAUUUUAAAUUAAAAAAAAAAUCCAACACAGAUGUUUGAAAAGUGCACUCAUCUAUCGAGUCCACGUGCCUAAGAUGAUGCAAUUUGCAAGUUUCUUCUCUUUUUCCACUUGUUGCCCCUGUUUUGCAUUAUGAGUGAAAUCUGAAGAAAAAAAAAGGGGGGGUUUAUUCAAGCAAAAGAUGGCAGAGAUAUCUGAAGGAAAAAAAAAAGGGGUUUUAUUUAAGCAAAAGAUGGCAGAGCUAUCCUUAUGAAUUUAUAUAUGUAUAUAUAUAUAUUGUCUUUAGAUCUUUGCUUGCUUGUUGAAUUAUUGACUUCACACAGCUUGUUGGUAUGUAGUUUAUCAUCAAAAAUUGCCUAUUCAUUUGUUGACUUGUUUAGUUCUAAGAAGUCGUUUGCACCAGGUUUUUAGGCAUUAUAUUGGCAGCUUGUUCAUACUCUUGAGGCUGCUCAAACAAACCUGCUCCUCCCGGGGCAGUAUUGUAAUUUGUUAACUGAGCUAAUGAAGUUUUUUUUUUCUUUUCCAUCCUCGCAGCUCUAAGGAGAUUUUCCUUUGGUCACAACAAUCAUCUCAAGUUAAUUGUUGUAGCAUAUUGGAAGCAUACUGGGUCUCCUUUGAGUUCCCUGCCUUCUUUGGCUCAUAUAAGAAGUCCAAGUAGUGUUGUUCCAUCUCAGAUUGGUCCAAUAUCGAGAGUUGGCACUGACAGCUCGUCUUUUGUUCGAGAUGGAAGGGUCUGCAAUAGUAACCCUUUUGCUACUUCUGGAUUGGCCCGAUCCUUUGGCAUCGACUCCUUUUGGAUUGGCCCGAUCGUCAUCAUGGCUUGAUAUGAAUGGAGGAGUCUGCAAUGAAGACACAGAGUGUGUUGGUUUUGCUAGAAUUGGAAGUGAAGAUCAGAUCAUUGUGGCUGGUACAAUGAAGCAACUUCAAUUGCAUGUUUUUUUCCUAUCAAAUAGUAAUGUAGGAGUGUGCAACUACUCAAAUUUUGAUGUGUUAUUAUGUAAAAAAUUAAACUCUUCAAUAUUUUGUGCUGAAAGUAGUAACUUUUCAAUAUGUUGAAUACUUAAGACUACUUGAAUACUUAAAGAACAUUUUGUUGUUG